Girardinichthys multiradiatus is the source of this 4656-nucleotide messenger RNA. RefSeq names its product proteolipid protein 2b (gene plp2b). Bases 617 to 1081 code for a protein of 154 amino acids. The record is from RefSeq and is a predicted model, not a curated record. The transcript is spliced from 8 exons. Gene Ontology annotation, cellular component: membrane. NCBI's taxonomy places the organism in Eukaryota, Metazoa, Chordata, Actinopteri, Cyprinodontiformes, Goodeidae.
GCUUGAUGGUGUGCGCCUGAAAAAAUCCACUGCUACUUCCACCUUCCUCUGCCGUCACUCUUAUUUCUCACUGGUAAUCCAGCCGCGAAGGCCUCUGGUUGACAGGCGCAAAGGAGAGCAAUUUGUUUUUUUCAAGUAUUUUUGCAGUAUUAAGGAUUUCAUGACUACAGACCUGUUGCCCUGGCCAUAUGAAGGACAUCACAAGCACUUUGUCUCUCAAGUAAACGGGUUGGCGAAUGAUGCAGUCAGCACAGGACUAAACUACGUCCUGCACCAUCUCAACUAGCCAACGACAUACACCAGGAUUCUGUUUGUGGACUUCAGCUUGGUCUUUCACACCAUCAACCCAAACAUCCUCCACCAGAAGUUCACCCACCUCACAGUGCUGGCCUCUACCUGUGAGCGGAUCACCAGCGUCCUGACAGACCGGCAGCAGAAGCGGUGCUCCAUACCCAAGGAGAAGGCCAACGCCCCAUGCAGCCAGCCAUCUCCUCUGCCCGCCCCGCCCUCCUCUAACAGACUCACCAGUUUAUUUCUCAGAGACUUUCCUUCAGGCUGCUUUCUUUUCGUCAAUCCCCGCCUGCUUCAACUGGAGCUGCGUUCAACAACACCGAGGAUGGCUGCUGAUACAACCGAGACCAGUCCUACAAACUUUGUGGAAAGGCUGAAAACUUACGUGCGGACCCAGAAAGGCUCCAUCCUCGCUGCAGAAAUAGUCCUGAGUCUUAUAAUCCUCAUCUGCUAUGCUGCGUCCCGGUAUGGAGGCUACACUGCUGUUGCCAUCUGUGAGAUGGCCAUUGCCAUAGUCUUCUUCUGCGUCUUCAUGAUGGACCUAGACAAGCAGAUUAAAGUUGUCAACUGGGUCUGGAGUGAUCUUAUCCGUGCUUUUACUGGCACCCUAUGUUACAUCAUCACGUCUCUCAUCUGCGUCAUCAGAGGAGCCGGGGAUGGAGCACUCAUCGCAGGCGGGGUGUUUGGUUUGAUCGCUGGUAUCCUGUUUGCAUAUGACACGUACACUAUCUACUUGCAAAUCAAGAGCGACAGAUCGCAAACAGCAGGUCCCGCUGAUGAAAGAGUUUAAACAGUCCACGCCACAAGCAUCUGUCAGCAACGCUGCAGGAACACAAGACCAGAGAAGAGCAGCUCAAUAAGGGAAGAUGGACAGUAAAAUAAGCAGGUCACAGUUUUAAUUGUUGCAACUGUAUGGUGUGAACAAAUGAGAUGUAUUUUAGGGCCGUGCCUGAGAGGAGAAUGACAUAAAAAAAGUGAGAGGUACUGUACAUCUGUGUCUGCGUGUGCUACACGGGGAAUCCCCUGCCCCAAGUUUUGUUUCGACCAAAAUAGACCAUGAACUAAACAGGGAAACCUGCCAUUAAUGUGGUUACAUAAGACUCUGGUUGGUGUCCUUAAGUAGCUUUUCUAAUACAUUUCUCUGCUGUUAAUGGACUGCUGUUGGAAAUAUUAACGUUAUUUAGGACUUUAGAAGAAACUGACACAUUGGGGGUUAUUUAAACACAUCUUUUUGUCUUUGCCUUCAGUUGUUUUUUGUAAACAUUUUCUCAGUCCGUUAAAUAUUUCAACCCGUUAUUUAAUCACUGCAGUCUCUCUGCGUUACAGUGCCUUAAAUGCAAAGUUCAGGUUUUUUGAUGUAGGGUUUUGUUGAGAGGUUAUGAGCAAUAACUUUCUCACCUGCCUUAGUUAACUCUCCUAGCAUCUUCACAUUGAUAAAACAGAUUCGAUUUCUGGCUACUGGCUAAUCAGAGUGGCAAGCCAUUAAAUAAGCCAAUAUUUGCCAUGUUUUAUUUAGAUUUACAGCGAGCUAAUGAUUGGAGUUGAACACUUUUCACUUUGACCUUUUGUCCUUGACUGGUGACGAGCCAGUUGGAAACUUUAAGAUCCAAUCUUUUCUAAUGAACACACCAUGCUAGCGCUACCAGCUCACUCUUUGAUGUAGAAGCUGUUACUGUGGGUAAAACGCUCAGGGUGCAUUCACACUGCUGUAGGUUAGCUAUUUAAAGUAUCGCUGACGGGCCAGAUAAAUCAGAGAUGCCAGAACCUAUUUAAAGAAAACUGUAUUUUCUACAGUUUUUUUGUGCUUCGUUCUGAUGUAGGACAAUAAGAGGCCACAAGACUCAGCAGCCAACAGGAAGGGCCAACAGAGUACAGCAAAGGGGUUCUUUCGUACGUUUUUGAGCUUUUAACCUCCGUCUAUAAUGGUGCUAGAUUUAGUAAUGUUGGUAGCCUUUUAAAAAUCUUAUGUUUGGCUUGUAUCCUGUCGUCUUUGGUUAGAUACCGCUCUAUGGGAUCCCACACUCUCCUGUAUGUUUCCAGAGUGUUUUGUCUUGCCUGCCGAAGCUUUUUCUGGCUCUUUAAGUGUGACAUAAAGCCACAGACCAAGCAGCAGCCUUACCAUUGCUACCAUUUCCUUCACUGUUGCAUUAUGUUUGUGUCGCACACAGAUCGCCUCAACCUUACAUUUUGGGCCACCUUGCUAUGACGACCACACCCAUAUUGAGGUGGUACUGAACUGAAUGUUCAGAGUUGAGUAGAGCCGAGUUAGGUUCAGCUGAACAGGCACUAAUGGAACAGAACCAUAUGAGUUAUAUUAGGGAUCUACAUUCUUUUAUGUCCCUUUUCCACUAGCUCGAUUUGGUCUGCCCGGAACGGUUCCGCAUGGCCUUGCACGGCUCUGCACUUUUUAUGUUGCGUUUCCAUUGACCCGCUUUUGCCCCACGGAAGGUAAGACCUCCUGGAGUUGUAGCUCCUCUUACGUCAUGUGUUGUGCUGCAUAACCGUGCCGAAACACGUGGCGGCGGAAGUGCACCGAUAAACACCUUUUCAUUCCUUGUAGCCCCAUCCAGCUGCUGCUGAGUAUUCCAGUCUCCUAUGAUCGCCAGAAAAGAUUGCACCUUGUUGCUGCAAGGGGUAACUUUUCCGGAUGAUUUUGAGGACUCGGUCUCUUAUUCGGUUGACUGCAUGUUUGAAAAUGGCGGUUGUUUUUUUUUUUUUUUUUAUGCUGGUCGAAUCUUACGGCUGGCCACGCCCAUGGCCAAUCAGUAAACAGCAGUCUGUUCACUGAUUGGGCCUCGAUAGUAUCAUGUCUGAACCUGGCACUAAAAAAGUAGGUGCCGGUACUUAAAAAACAGUAAUGGAAAUGCUCACAAAGCGAGCCAAGUGGAGCCGAGUCAGGCCAAAUCAAUCCAGUGGAAAAGGAGCAUUAGGAAUACACAAUUAGACUGCUGUCUUAGUAAAGCUGUGUCAGGUCAGCACUUUUUAAAAAACAGUGAUUGAAAAUCAGCCACAUAAUUCUGAUUGGUGCAUCUGUAAUUAUAUAUAAAACAUCGUCAGAGUGUGUGCUGCUUGGUCAAUGGUGAGUUUUCAGUCAUCUGUACCUUGGUGAAUACGUUCCUACCUACAGAAGGUUAUCAUCUGUACCAGGGAAUCUGUCUCCUUCGGUGGCUAUGUACAAGGAAAGGCUGACUUGUUAACAUGAUGCGUAUGAGUCCCCCUAAAAAGUCUUCAUCCAUUUUUUGCAAUGUGCAAAAGGAAAAGAAAACUACUGCCUCAGACAGCCCAUUUCUGCUACUAAUACACUGGUGUUCUGGAUCCCAAAAAAUUGGCAAAAUGUGGACCACAAAUCAGACCAAACCACCUUAGACAGAAAAGCAUUGGGUCCCAGCAAACUAACCAUGAGACUUAAGACCAAACAGCUUUGGACCAAACAGACUCAUCGUUUGCUAUUCUGAGGCCCCAGCCACCCUCCAGCCUUUGCAGCUGUUACACUGAAUUCUGCAAUAUUGUCACUCUAUAUAACCCAAUUGCCUCUAUACAUACAGCUCAACCUUAGAGGAUGAUGCUGGGUGAUGCUGGAGGGUAACAAAAUUUCCCGACAUUUUUAUUCGAAUGUCAACUUUUAUGUAACAAGAAAAUGAUUAAAACAUGUCUGAAUCCCAGCUUUACAUUAUCUUACAUGUUUUAUCCUAUAGAUCUCAGAAACUUUUAAUUGUUAUUACUACAAUUAUUAAUUUUAAAAUUUCGGAUCUCUGUUUUAUCAAAGUGAAGAAUCUAAGAGUUACCUUUUAUCUAAAGCUUAAAAAGACUGAACUAUUUACAGUCCCAUUAUAUUAUCUGCUUGUUACUUCAUCCUGUUCCAUUUUUUAUUCCUGAGUCCCAAACAGUGGGUUCUGUGGUUAUUUAUCAAUAAUAUUCUGUUUUUGUUUUUUUAUGUUCUAAUAAUGUAUCUUCUGGAUCUCCAGAAGUUAAUUUUUUUGUGUGAACAAUUUUUUAUUUUUUUUCCCUAUUUUUUCUAAUAUUCAAUAAUUUGCAUAAUCAAAUUAUCAAUACCACACAGACUGUUGCCAUCCCUCACUUUUACUUACCAUCUUUGAUUCUUGCUCAGGUUAUGAUUUCUUGAAUGCUCGUGUAACACAUUUUUUAAGGUUAAAAUCAUAUUUCUGUUGAGAUUUUUUCCUAAAACAUUGGGGGUAUUUUUUGUAGUGUGCAUGUUCUCUUAAAAAAGACAGAUGAUAUAAAUGUAAUGUUGAAGAACAGUUUGUUGGAGGAAAAUCUUGACAUUCUAAUGUUUUUGUCUGCAAUCUGUCUCUUUAAACUCAGAUUUCCUUUGCUUUUGAAAAUAAACCAUGAUUACAACACUGA